Eriocheir sinensis (Chinese mitten crab) is the source of this 1598-nucleotide messenger RNA. RefSeq names its product potassium/sodium hyperpolarization-activated cyclic nucleotide-gated channel 4-like. Bases 924 to 1481 code for a protein of 185 amino acids. The record is from RefSeq and is a predicted model, not a curated record. The transcript has 2 exons. NCBI's taxonomy places the organism in Eukaryota, Metazoa, Arthropoda, Malacostraca, Decapoda, Varunidae.
UGAGUAAAAUAAUUCAUAUAGAUAGGAAAAGUAAACGUGGUAACAAAACCGAUAAAAGAGACAAAUAUUAGGUUGAGGAACAAGCUGAAAAAUAUGUCACACCUGAACGUAUAUAAGCGUUCAACUAUCUUAUACUAACCAACUAUUUACAUCGCUCCCUCUGUCUUAAAUAAUCUAAAUAAUUUUAAUGUGGCGGGAAAAUAAAACGUGGGAAUCAAAAUAAUAAAGAUAACGUAUAUACUAGGCCGAGGAACAGGCUGAAAAAUAAGUCACACCCAAACAUUCAAAUUUCUUCCUCUUUUCAACUACUUACACCUCUCCCUCUGCCUAAAAUAACCAAAAACAACAACAUCAAAAUUAUAAAGUGUAAUAUCAAACCGGGAAAUCUGUAAAAGUGAUAAAAACAAUACGAAAAUGCAGUAAAUUUGAUCCUCGGUCUGAACAACGUUGCCAUAUUAUCGUACUCAGCCUCUUAUAUAUGCUGAUUUCCGACCCCAAAACUGCCUCGUCGACCCAAAUAACUGCCUUCACAUAUAGUUAUCGUUAAAAUGCUUAAUUAUUGGUGUUUUUGGCAGCAGCUAUGGCUCAGAAACCGAUAAAUACGAGGUUCUGAGUACGACAAUCUGGCAACGGUGGGCGCGGAGUCAGUCAUGUUGUUGUGAGUGGAGGGUUGAGUGCUGUUCUCGCGGCGGCCGGAAGUCUUUAUUUUCCUUCAUAUUUACGGCUGUCUGUGAUAUGUCAGCGGUGCACAGACAGACACAGACACCAGAGACGUCAGGGGCAGCAUCCUUGGUUGUCCUUGUGCCCGGGAACUGCUGGAGAAAGGGAGGAGAGAGAGAAGAUUGAGGUGACUGGCCUGCGGGCGGCGGCUGCGGCAUGGUGAUCGGCCCAGGCUGGUGACUCACCGCCCGCACGCCCGCGCCAUGAUGGAGCGAGGCACCGUGCAUGUGUCCGCGCCCUCCCUCCACGCCCACGCCCACAUGACGGCCCUCACGGCGCCCACGCUGCCCCAGCGCUCGCCCUUCGCUAUCCAGGAGCUGCUGGGGCUCGGCUCACAGUCUGAGUCGCCGCCCGCCCCGCCCGCCUCGUCCUCCUUCGGGGCGGGCGGGUCCCUGGGGGCGGCGCCUCACCUGCUGUACUCGCGCCACGCCGCCCUGGCCGCCCACCAGCAGCACUCGCUUUUCCCAGACUCCCGCCAUGUCUGGAUGAACCCCGCCCUGCUGCCCGGCAUGGGCGUGGGAGGCCUGGGCGGGCCCGUCACGCCCGUCACUAUGAACAGCGCCAUGCCCUCGAUGCUGGGCCUGCGUCACGACGCCCACGCCGCCCACCCCGACGCCCACAGCCCAGGUGAGUCCAUUUCUUUGUUUGUUGAAGGCCCCGCCGCGCCCCGAGGCCGUGUGGCGGCGCUGUCCCGCGGGAGGCACGGCGGGCUGCUGCUGGCCGCGUGUUCCUCCGGCGUGCUGCAUCGUGCCGCCUCGUAAAUCUUGUUGUCGUGGCGGUGCCCGGCGGGGCCGCGGGCCGCGGGCCGGGCAGCCGCCGGGGAGGCCGCCGCCCUCAUCCCAGGCCGGGCAGUAACCUGAGACGCGGCUGCUGGCGAC